GUCAAACCGGGGCGACGCUUGUUUCCGUGACGUCAUUUUAUGCGACUCGCCGCAGCAGCAUUCCGUCUGUCAUCACGUCCACUGACUCCGUCAUGGCGUCUGGAGCUGCGGAGUCGCACUGUGACCACGACGCUGAACUGGACGAGUUGCUGGACAGUGCACUGGAUGACUUUGACAAGCAGCCUGCGCCUCCUGAACCUAAAGCUCCUUCCUCCUCAAGCCAUGGAGAAGACAAGCCACCGCUGCUGGAGGAUUGCAAGCUCUUCGAGACGCUCUUUGAGGGUGACAUGGCGUCCCAGGCCCAGCAGGAGUGGGAGAAAGCCAUGAAGGAAUUGGCUCAGGAGGAGCCCGACCUGCUCCAGCACUUUCAGAAACUCUCGGAGGCCGCCGGCAAAGUUGGGACUGACACGGCUUCCCAGCAAGAAUUCACCUCCUGCCUCAAAGAUACUCUCCGUGGCCUCGCCAAGAACACCGAUAACUUGCAGUCUUCAGGCCUGGCCGGAGAUGAUCUGGUCAAAGCCCUGGAAGGCUUGGGAUUGGACGAGGGCGGCGAAGGGGGUGGCGCGGGGGACGACGCCAACGUCCUUCCCAUCAUGCAAUCUAUCAUGCAGAAUCUCCUCUCCAAGGAGGUUCUCUACCCGUCCCUCAAGGAGAUCACCGCUAAGUAUCCAGAGUGGUUGGAGGCCAACAAAUCCAGUCUGAGCCCGGAGGACGCCCAACGCUACGAGCAGCAGGCCGAGGUCAUGGGAGAAAUCUGUCAGCACUUUGAGAAGGAGGAAAACGGUGACAAGGUCUUUGAAGGCAUCAUGGACCUCAUGCAGAAGCUGCAGGACCUUGGACAACCACCCAAAGAGCUUGCAGGAGACACGCCUCCUGGUUUUAACUUUGACCUGGACUCUCUCACCCUCCCGGGGGGCCUUGGUGGAGCGGGGGCGGCUGAGCAAUGCUCCAUUAUGUGAGGCGGAGGCGGCAGCUUGAACCCAGUUGCGGAGAGGACCACGCCCACCAGGAGUUUAGUGGCGGCAUUGUGACGCUCUCCCUCACGUCCCAAACAAAUGUGGAAGAGGUUGCAAAGUCCGUCAGCGGCUCAAACAUGUAAACAUCUCUGUAUUUGUUUUGUUUUUUUCUUCACGCAGAUCUUUCAUUUUUACCUGCAUUCCCUUUUCCAGGAAGGUGGUAGUGCACCCUCUCUGGUGUAUCUUUAUUUAACCCACCUGUUAUGUCAAUUUGACAUUAAUUCCGAAAGUACCACUAAAAAAAAAAAAAAUCCUAUUCAAUACAAUGAACUUCGUUACUAAUCGUUUUAGUCAACAUUUACUGCAUUAUUUGUGGUAAAUCACAUUUCAACAAGGAUCAUUCACUCUAUUGUCAAUAUUUUGUUCAAAGAUUUUUAAAUCACUACAAACAUUUACUGUCCAUGUUUAUUAUACAUAAACCAGCAUUUGAUACCAUAAUACUACUUUGAAUCAUUUUCGAAACUUUAUAGCUGUAAUUUUAUGAUUACUGUUCACUAAAACGAAACAUAAAAUUUCACUGUGGUCAAUUUGACCUACGAUGUAAACCGAGAGUUAUACUAAAACGGGUAUAAAUAUUAGGUACAUUUAUCGCAGGUCCAAUGUACUAGUGUUAAACUACUUACAGGAGGGUUAUUGUAACUAAAAGAAAAAGGGAAUUCAAAAUGGACAGUAAUUAAAAUAAAUGUAGGGGUCAUUAUGAACGGCAAUUGAAAACUAAAUUGAGAAAACAAUUUAAAAAGUAAGAAAAUUCUAAAAAUGACUAAGCUUGUGUUUUGGGACUCCAUUUUACCCACAGUAUAAUAGAGUUAAACAUCCGGCAACUCAAAAAGUUAUAACAAAUUUAAAAGAAAUCUCAAACUGGGAUGAAAAUGAUUUUUACAGGUCAGUUUGGCCUGCAGUUGAACAAGAGGCACAAAAAGGGUGCAAUUUAUUAAAUCAAUCCAGAUAUGUACGGGUCAGUUUGACCGGCAAUAUAACAGGAUGAUUCAAACGUGUCAAUUUGACUUCUCCACACAAACAGAAGGAUGGACUGGGAUCACUGCGGUCUCAUCAUGUAUUACAGAAACACAAAAGCACUGGACUGUAUGUUGAAAAUGACCUACGAAAUAUAGAUAUAAUUGUUUUGUCGCCGUAAUGUUUCCCGCAGUCAUUAAUCAGAAGUGAUUGGUUUGAAGAUGAUUGUGUUGUAAGGUUACCUUGCUGAAGUGCUUCCCUUGCGUUUUAUUGCAAAGAUUGAUGUUUGCAUGAGUGGAGGGGGGGUUUACAAGCUCCCACUUCAAAGAGUGCAUUUACAAAAGGCCAAAGCACUUUGUGUGCAUAUAUAACAAACGUGUGCAACUAUGGAAUUGGGGCUAGAAAGCACAGGACAACCCGCCCGCCGCUGUGUACGAUUGAGGCAGUGAGCACUGCAAUGCAUCGAGACAUUUGUGUCACAGUGCUUCUUUCAUCUUGCCAUCCGUUUACAGCGGAACGACAUAGCUGCUGCUAUGUCUUGUCCUUUUUGUAAAUACAGUAUACUUAAUAAAAGAAAGAUAUCAACAA
This is a messenger RNA of Syngnathus typhle (broad-nosed pipefish), 2558 nucleotides long. It is a transcript of the gene pex19, whose product is annotated as peroxisomal biogenesis factor 19. The coding region runs from base 93 to 959 and encodes 288 amino acids. The transcript is spliced from 8 exons. Gene Ontology annotation, cellular component: peroxisomal membrane; peroxisome. The record is from RefSeq and is a predicted model, not a curated record. Gene Ontology annotation, biological process: protein import into peroxisome membrane. NCBI's taxonomy places the organism in Eukaryota, Metazoa, Chordata, Actinopteri, Syngnathiformes, Syngnathidae.